AUGACCAAGGCAAGCCUUUUUUCAGCUGCAGGUACACUGGCCACUCUGCUACUAGCAGCAAGCAUCACCGUGCCACAAGCACAUGGCGUCGCGCUAUUGAAGCCACACAUACCAGAGUAUGAAGCACUCGUCGACCGCACCAAGUCCAUUUAUUCGCCAACUCCGGACGUCGACGGGCGGCACUACCUCCCGCAACCACGCGCAGAAGCACUGCGCCCCGGCGGUCGAGCAGUUGCAACCCGCCGUUCGACAGGAGGCGGCGGGGUGAAAGUGCCGAUCAAGCGCUUUGACAAGUAUGCCGGCCAUCGUCGCGACGGCAUGGCACCGGAUGAAGUUAAAGCGUGGGCGCUCAAGCAGAAACACUACAUCGCUAAAAAGUGGGGCAGCGCAUUCAAGGGUGGCGACAGCGCCGUCAAGCGCAAUGGGGGCCAGGACGUCACAAAGCUCGAUAGGAGGGGGAUCGCCGCCCUUACGAACGUCGACCAGGACACAUACUACUAUGCGGACGUCUCUAUGGGCACGCCUGCGCAGUCCAUGGCUCUUGUGCUUGACACGGGCAGCAGUGACCUUUGGGUCGCCACCUCUGAGUGCAGCAGCAACACCUGUUCGUCGCUCAGCAAGUUUUCCAUGUCUAACAGCUCGACGUACCAAUCCUCCUCGCAAGUCUUCUCCAUCACCUACGGCUCGGGCGCCGUGACGGGCCACAUGGCAGGCGACACGAUUACCCUCGGGGAUUACACCGUGUACAGCCAGAGCUUCGCCGUCGCGCAGCAGGUCGCCCAGGAUACGAUUAGUGCACCUGCGAGCGGGAUCAUGGGCCUCGGCUUCCAGGAGCUUUCGACCGCCGGCGUCACGCCGUGGUGGGAAGUGCUGGCUAAGGAAGGCGUGCUUGAAACAAACGCCUUCACCUUCCAGCUCACCCGCACCUCCGCCUCCUCAUCCUCGUCAUCUUCCACUUCGAGCGAUAGCUCGACAACCAAGACGGCUGGCGGUGUUUUUACAAUCGGCGCUAUCGACACGGACCAGUACAGCGGGACUAUCAACUACGUUUCGAUACCUUCCCAGUACCAGUCGUACGGCUACUGGUCCAUCAUGUUAGACAGCUACGCGCUCGGCGGCGGCAGCUCUACCUCGAUCGACUCGAUCGCAUGCAUUGAUACGGGCACGACGCUCAUCGCGACGACGUACACCUUCGCAGCUUCGCUCUACGAGCAGAUCAGCGGGAGCAAGAGCCUGGAAGAAACGUACGGAGAAGAAGGGCUCUACGCUUUCCCGUGCGACUCGACCGUGAGCCUGACACUCUCUUUCGGUGGUGUUCGUUACACGAUGGACGGCGCCGAUUUUAACGCUGGGGCUGUCGACAGUAAGGGUGAAUACUGCUUGGGCGCAGUGUUUGGGUCUUCCAACGGCGGCUCGUCUACCCCUGCCUUCAUCAUCGGCGAUGCCUUCCUCAAGUCCUGGUUCAGCGUCUUCGACUACGAUAAGAAGGCGGUCGGUUUCGCCAGUCUCAAAGGCGGCAGCGCUCAGACUGUCGUCAGCAGCAGCAGCGCUGCCUCUGUAGCCACAACAAUUGCUACUGCCGCCGUUACAGCGCGUCAAUUCGGAGGACCGGGCCUCGGAGGACCGGGCGGCUUCACAUACGGCUCGUUGAGCUCGACGUCCGAGGUGUGGACAACCGUCACGGCCUCUGCCACAGCAGCCACGGGCACGGGCACGGGCAUCUAUUGGGCGUCAGGCAUCUCGGCGCCAACUGCUUCGGGCGCCACGUCGCUCAGUGAGAAACUCAGCAGCAGCGCUGCUGCUCAUGCUGCUGGCGGUGCUGGCGCUGCGGGCUUCGGUGCUACGGCGCUCAUCUGCGCUGCUGUUGCGGGCGCGAUGACAGUGCUGGCACUCUGA
Tilletiaria anomala UBC 951 is the source of this 1896-nucleotide messenger RNA. Its product is annotated as acid protease. Lineage: Eukaryota; Fungi; Basidiomycota; Exobasidiomycetes; Georgefischeriales; Tilletiariaceae. The transcript has 4 exons. Bases 1 to 1896 code for a protein of 631 amino acids. Gene Ontology annotation, biological process: proteolysis. Gene Ontology annotation, molecular function: aspartic-type endopeptidase activity. The record is from RefSeq and is a predicted model, not a curated record.